AUGGCGCGGCCUCUCAUUUACACACAUUUUCUAACGUUUAUGGCUAUUGCGUCUGCACAGGAUUAUUACCACACGCCAAGGAUCGGAUCACAGGACUUAGCAACUUGUUAUAAUGCCGAUGGACAGCCGCAAAGGUGUAUCCCUGAAUUUGAAAAUGCAGCGUUUAUGGUGCAAAUGGAAGCUACCAACACGUGUGGUGACAACGGUCCAAAGAUGUACUGCAUACAGACGUCUGCUGGCAGUUCCGCCGGGACGAGGUCCUGUGACUACUGUCAAGCUGGUCAAUUUUCGAGUUAUUUUCUAACGGAUCUGCAUUAUGAGCAAGAUAAUCAAACAUGGUGGCAGUCAGAAACUAUGAAGGAAGGUAUUCAGUACCCAAAUCAAGUAAACUUAACAUUGCAUUUAGGAAAAGCGUAUGAUAUAACAUACAUUAGGAUCGUAUUUUAUUCACCGAGACCACAAAGUUUCGCGAUAUACAAGAAGAAGAGUGAAGACUCUGAUUGGGAACCCUACCAGUAUUACAGUGCCUCAUGUCGCGACACCUAUGGUGUAUUGGAACAACGAGCUGCAGACUUGGGGGCUGAAACUAGAGCCCUGUGCACCAGCGAGUACUCCGAUAUCUCACCUUUAUCCGGUGGUAACGUGGUCUUCUCCACCUUAGAAGGCAGACCCUCUGGUUACACUUUUGAGAGCAGUCCGGAGUUGCAGGAAUGGGUAACAGCGACCGACUUACGAAUAUCCUUGGAUCGUCUGAAUACUUUUGGUGACGAAAUCUUUGGGGACACCCAAGUGUUACAAUCCUACUGGUAUGCCAUCGCUGACGUGUCGGUUGGUGCUCGUUGCAAGUGUAACGGGCACGCUUCCAUCUGCGACUCUAUUGAGAUGAACGAUGGUUCCAGAGCCAGAUCUUGCAGAUGUGAGCAUAACACAGCGGGUCGCGACUGUGAAAGAUGUCUAGACUUCUACAACGACGCCCCAUGGGGAAGAGCUUCCCCCAACAAUGUACACGAGUGUAAAGCGUGCAAUUGCAACGGAUUCUCGAAUAAGUGUUACUUCGACAAGGAGUUGUACGAACGCACCGGGCAUGGCGGCCACUGUAUCGAUUGCGCUGAAAACCGAGACGGCGCUAACUGCGAAAGGUGCAAGGAGAAUUACUUCCAGGGUGCCCAGGAUAUCUGUAUGCCCUGCAACUGUAAUCCUACAGGCUCACGUAGUCUCCAAUGUAACUCGGAGGGCAAGUGUCAGUGCAAGCCAGGCGUGACCGGCGACAAAUGCGACGUUUGCGCCGCGAACCACUUUGACUUUACCGCGCUGGGCUGCAAGCCGUGCGGCUGCAACGAAUCCGGAUCAUAUGCGAACACACCGCAGUGCGACCCGCAGACUGGCGUCUGCCUGUGCAAGCAAAACGUUGAAGGCAAACAGUGUAGAGAAUGUAAGCCUGGUUUCUUCAACUUGGAUAUAGACAAUGAGUUUGGCUGUACUCCGUGCUUCUGCUUCGGCCAUUCAUCACAGUGUAGCUCCGCGCCUAAAUAUCAAGCGAAUGAACUCACGGCGCAUUUCAUAAGAGAUGCAGAGAAAUGGAGUGCAGAGGAUGAUCAAAGGAGACCAGCACCUUUACUAUUCAAUGCUAAUGCACAAAAUAUAGCGGUUAAAUCGAAGGGAUCAGAAAUAAUAUACUUCGUGGCGUCAAAACUGUUCCUCGGUGAUCAGAGACCGUCAUACAACCAUGACCUCAAGUUCACUCUUCGGUUAGGAGAGAGCAGAGGGUAUCCAUCCUCGCAAGAUAUAAUCUUAGAGGGCGCACGUGCUUCUAUUUCGAUGAACAUUUACGGCCAAAACAACCCAGAACCUUCUGAUCAGAUACAAGAAUACAAAUUCCGACUUCACGAAGAUCCACGAUAUGGAUGGACACCUACUCUCUCCAACUUCGAGUUCUUGUCCAUACUUCAGAAUCUAACGGCUAUUAAGAUCAGAGGAACGUACAAUAAAGGUGGAGAGGGGUAUAUGAUGAGUUUUAAAUUGGAUACUGCUAACAUUGGACGAGAGAAAGGAUCAGCUCCAGCGAAUUGGGUAGAAAAGUGUUCAUGCCCGAAUGCCUACGUGGGAGAUUAUUGCGAAGAGUGCGCUCCUGGGUUUAAACACGAGCCUGCGAAUGGCGGACCAUAUUCCACAUGUAUACCUUGCGACUGUAACGGACAUGCGCAUAUUUGUGAUACAGCUACAGGGUUCUGUAUAUGUAAGCAUAAUACAACUGGUAGCAACUGUGAACUUUGCGCAAAGGGCUUCUAUGGAAAUGCUAUAGCUGGAACUCCAGAUGACUGCAAGCCUUGCCCGUGCCCCAAAGACAGUGGUUGUAUUCAGCUGAUGGAUCAGAACAUUGUCUGUACGGACUGCCCCUUGGGAUAUGCAGGACCCAAGUGUGAAGUGUGUGCGGACGGUUUCUUUGGCGACCCAACCGGACAGUUUGGACCACCUAAGGAGUGUGAAGAAUGUCAGUGCAAUGGAAAUGUGGACUCUAACGCCGUCGGCAACUGCAACAGAACCACUGGCGAAUGCUUAAAAUGUAUAUACAACACGGCUGGUGAACACUGUGAUAAAUGUCUGAGUGGAUUUUACGGUGACGCAUUGGAUCAGACAAAGAAAGGCGACUGUAAGCCAUGCCAGUGUCACGAAGCUGGAACUUUAGAGAGUCCCGAAGGUCCUCCUCAGUGUGACGGUCUUACUGGCUAUUGUUCUUGUAGAGCGCACGUUAUUGGCAAAAAUUGUGACAAAUGUGAGGAUGGCUACUAUAACAUUGAUUCUGGCGAAGGCUGCAUUCCUUGUGAGUGCAAUCUAGAAGGUUCUUACAACACUACGUGCAAUCCUGUGUCUGGGCAAUGUUACUGUAAGCCUGGAAUCGACGGAAAACACUGUGAUCGUUGCCGCGCGUACCACUAUGGAUUUUCGGGUGAAGGCUGCCUGGACUGCGACUGUGACGAAUGGGGUUCUACUAACUAUCAGUGCGAUGUUAGUGGGCAAUGCUCCUGCCAAGAGAAUGUCGAGGGAAGAAGAUGCGACCGUUGUAUGGAAAACAAGAAACGAAGAGCAGAUGGCCAAGGAUGCGAGGACUGUCCGCCUUGUUAUAACCUCGUUCUUGACGCUGUGAAUGAUCACCGACUCAAGCUAAAAGAAUUGGAUGAGAUAUUAGUUAAGAUUUCAAAAGCCCCGACUGUAGUAGAGAAUGCAGAUUUCGAUCUAGAGCUUCAACGUGUGCGUGUUGAAAUAGAACGACUCAUUCUAGACGCACAAGCGGAACUUGGUAAUGGCAGUUUCAGUUUAACAAACAACCUUGCUGAGUUGGCUGACAGAUUGACAGAUGUUAGAAAUAUGCUAUACAAGAUUGAAGACGAAAGCUAUGAAGGAAACGAAUCUGUUGAAAGAAGCAGAGGUAAUAUUACUAAGGCUGAAGACACCAUUGAAGCGGCACAGAAAGAGAUUAACAGUGCCUUAGAAUAUCUUGAUGGUGAAGGAGCAGUCGCUUUAGCCAAAGCCCGUAAUAGAUCCGAUCAGUUUGGUAAGCAAUCUGUUGAUAUGUCCGCUCUGGCUAAGGAGUCGCGUCUUCUAGCAGAAAAACUUGAAAAUGAAGCAAAAAAUAUUCAAGAAAUAGCCGACAAGGCAUUUAAUACGUCGUUACAAGCCAACAAAAUUGCUAAGGAUGGCAUCAAUAAGCAGGCUAACAUAAGUAAUGAAGUCCAAAUUCUUGCCAAUGAAAUGAAUGCUGCAACAGGAAAAUUAAACAGUAUGAUUGAACUAGCCGACCAAGCGUUAAUGAGGGCUAAAUCUGUAUACGAUGACGCUCUGGGUCUGUAUGCAGAAGUUAAUACAACAUUGUUGCCUGAUAUCAAACUGAAUAAGCUUCAUCACGAUUCUAUGGAGAUGAACAGAACAAUAGAUGAAAAGGUAGCUGAACUUGAACAACUCAUGAAUAGCAAUGGAGAGACCCUCAACAACCUAGAAGAUGCCAUACAUAGGGGUAGGGACCUAUUGGACCAGGGUCACGACAGACAAGAAGAGCUAAAUGAUCUGCUGGCUAAGCUUGACGAGCUACAGGCGCAAGCCAAGAAUGAUGUUGAACUCACAAAAGCAACAUUAAAAGACGCUAAUGAAAUUUAUAAGACUCUGAAAGAAUUUAGCGAUCAAGUGGCCGAGUCCCGACACUUAGCAGAGCAAGCUGCAUUAGAUGUACCGGGGGUACAGGAGAAGGUAGCAGCUGCAGAAGAGAGUAUCUCUAGUAUUAUUGAAGAGUUAAAUACUGCUAGUGAUAAAGCCAAGGAAGCCAGAGAUUUAGCACAACAAGCGCAGAAAAAGUAUGCUGAUAAGGCUUCUGAGGCAGCGCACGAGAUUAGGAAAAAGGCAUCUUCAUCCAGGAUUGAAGCUGGUAAACUUCGAGAUGAAGCUGAUAAAUUAUCGACUCGGGUCAAGGGAACAGCGAAACAAAUUGAAGAUCGUGAGAAACAAGCUGCAGAAAAUAUGCAGUUAACUCGCGACGCUAAGAUGAAAGUCGGCCAAGCGAAUACAGACGCUAGAGAAGCUGAGAAACAAGUGUCAAAGGGCUUGGAGGACCUAAAAGUUAUAACGGAUGAGUUGCAAAAUUUGCCAACCCUCGAUGACGAUGCUUUAGAUCGAUUACAGGAAAGUUUGGAUAAAGCAGAAAGCGCUUUACGCCAAGUGGACUUGGAUGGAAAAAUAAAAUCCUUAACUGAGGCGAAGAACAAUCAUCAGAGAUGGAUUAAGCAAUACCAAGAUGAGCACGAUCACCUUCGAACGGAAGUGGACAACAUAAAGGACAUACUUGAUCAGCUGCCAGAAGGUUGUUUCAAGAGAAUUGUUCUGGAGCCCACCGAGGGACCUAGUAGACCCGCUAGCUUUAGGUAG
Molecule: messenger RNA, 4914 nt
Organism: Parnassius mnemosyne (clouded apollo)
Lineage: Eukaryota; Metazoa; Arthropoda; Insecta; Lepidoptera; Papilionidae
Source: the annotation of a GenBank genome assembly